This is a messenger RNA of Paramuricea clavata, 944 nucleotides long. NCBI's taxonomy places the organism in Eukaryota, Metazoa, Cnidaria, Anthozoa, Malacalcyonacea, Plexauridae. The record is from the annotation of a GenBank genome assembly.
AUGUUUGUGUUGUUUCAGAAAACUGAGAACCUAUGCCAGAACAAUGGGAAAACAUGUCGCACAGGUAAGAUCUAAAUUCAAGUCUUUUCCAACGUAAUAAAUAAAACUAUCUAGUUGCAUGGCUAAAAUUAUAGAGAAAGAUAUAAUUCAUGCAAAACCUUCACAAGAAAUCCAGAAUUUGAUCCAUCACAUGUUCAUGAUAUUGAUGAAUUACAACAAGUUGAAACCAAAAUUUUUAAAGCUUGCAAUUGUAACUAUAUUUAUGUAUAGUGCUAUCAUAAUUAAUAAUUAAGGUGUUUAUUUCUUAUGAGAUGUAAUAUUAAAUUUAUUAAAAUUCCAGUGUUGCAUGCAAACUAACUUGAAAUUAGUGCGGCUGUGUAUUGACGCGAUCAAGGCUGACAACAAUUGAAAAAUUGAAAGAUAAACACGAACACGAGAACUUGCGAAAACUGGCAAGAACCACACAAAAAGACAUAUUAAUAGUUUCAAUAAAAAUGUAAAUGCUUUUUUCAUGAACGUGGUAGCAGAAAAGCAUUGGGAAAAAACUUCGGGGCAAAUAUUCAUUAACUUCACAUUCUUCCUACAAAUUCUCAUUUGUUCAUUUUGUUGAUACGUCUUCAAAGUCAUCUUUAGUCCUGAAUACAUCUCUCGCCGUACGUCCAUAUUACACAAACAAUAAUACGACAAGUAUUUGCUAAGACAUCUGAUUGUGCCAGUUCAUCGCCGCCAUGCAUUAUCCUUUAUUUAUCAAUGUUUUACUUUGUUUUCCAUAGAUCCUACUUGGUUUGCAUUUAAUCAAAGUUAUUUUCUGUUUGUGACAACUCCAAUCCCACAAGAAGAAGCAAGAAAAGCUUGUCUGGAAAAGAAAGGUGACCUGGCAUCCAUAUCGAGCGAGGAAGAACAGUCAUUCCUGUUUAAAACGUUUGUGGAAAAAAAUUCUGAUU